GCGCCGGGCCGCGUGGAGGCGGUACGGCUGAUGGAGGGAACAAGACUGGCAGAAUCGUUGAAAGGAGCGUCAUGUGGAUAUGUAGCAUCUCGAAGAAGGACUUUGGAAUCACUUACUAGGAGUCUUAACCUCCCUCCCUCUUCCCUGUGCCCACCAUCAUGGCAGUUCGCCUGAUGAAGCAGUGCACAUGCCUACUUAGAGAAGCCACCCGCCUAGUUCCUACCGUUGCUCCAGUUGGCCGACUGAGACUUGCUGGGGUGGCCUGUAAGACUUUGACUUCCUCCGUCAGUUCCCCCUCUUCAGGUUCCUUGACGGAGUUGUUGGGAAAAGAGCAGGUGUUUACUCCCUACCCAGAGCACCAAGAGGUGGACUACCUCAUUGAGAAAGCCACCAGGCCAGAGGAGCUGCUGGAACUGCUAGGUGGUGAUCAUAGUCUGCACCACAAUCAUGCAGCCCUCAUUCUCAUCCGGCUGUCCUACCUGCUGUCUGAGAAGCCAAAGGAAAAGGCCUUGCUUGUAGAGGAUGCUCGCUUUCAGCAACUUGUCAGGCUAGUUGACAGUCAGAUAACUUCUGUCUGGCAUGGGACCCUCGUGAAGCUGCUGCGAAGUCUGUACACACUAGUGCUUCCUCAGGGCUCCAAGGAGCUGCGGUCCGUGGAACAGGAAGUACGCUGGCGUCUGCGGAGGCUAAAGUAUAAGCACUUGGUCUUCCUGGCUGAGUCCUGUGCCCCCUUCAUGAAAGAGCAGCACUCAAAGGAGCUGCUGGCUGAGCUGCUAAGGCACCUGGAGAGGCGCUGGACAGAGAUCAGCGACAGCCGCACAUUGGUGUCCAUGAUGACCAUGGCAGGGCACUUGUCAGAGUCACUGAUGAACCGCUUGGAAGACAAGUGCCUGGAGCUGGUGGAGCAGUUUGGCCCUGAUGAGCUGCGGAAGGUGCUAAUGACGCUGGCAGCCCAGAGCCGGCGGUCGGUGCCCUUGCUGCGGGCCAUUUCCUACCACCUGGUACAGAAGCCCUUCCCCAUGACGAAAGGCAUGCUCCUGGACCUGGCCUACGCCUAUGGUAAGCUCAGUUUCCACCAAACCCAAGUGGCCCAGCGCCUCGCUGCUGACCUCCUGCCCUUCAUUCCCAGCAUGACGCCUGGAGAGGUGGCCCGCUGCGCCAAGUCCUUUGCCUUCCUCAAGUGGCUCAACCUGCCUUUGUUUGAAGCCUUUACUCAGCACCUCCUGAACAGCGCUCAGGAUGUCUCCCUGUCCCAUCUGUGCAGCGUUCUUCUUGCCUUUGCCCGGCUGAACUUUCAUCCUGAACAAGAGGAUCAGUUUUUCAACUUGGUGCAUGAGAAGCUGGACUCCGUGCUGGGGAGCCUGGAGCCAGCCCUGCAGGUGGACCUGGUGUGGGCCCUGUGUGUGCUACAGCAAGUGCAGGUAGCAGAGCUGCAAACAGUUCUCCAUCCUGGGCUCCACACACGCUUUCUAGAGAGCAAGUCUCCAAAGGACCAGAGUACCUUCCAGAAAUUGGUCCACAUCAACAGCACUGCCCUGCUGGAGUACCCUGAAUAUAAAGGCCCUUUCCUGCCAGCCUCAGCUGUAGCCCCCAGUCCCUCACCCUCCAACAAGAAGAUGACACCCCUACAGAAGGAGCUGCAAGACGCACUGAAGGCACUGCUGGGGAACAAUGACACAGGCAGCCUGGAGGUGGCCACACAGUAUGGCUGGGUGCUGGAUGCAGAGGUGCUGCUGGAUGCUGAGGGCCACUUCCUGCCCCUGAGAGAUUUUGUUGCUCCUCACCUUGCCCAGCCAGUUGGGAACCAGCCACUACCCCCGGGAGCUAAAAGAAUCGCUUUCCUACGCUGGGAGUUCCCCAACUUCAACAGCAGAAGCAAGGACUUGUUGGGGCGUUUUGUCCUGGCCCGUCGACAUGUGCUGGCUGCAGGCUUCCUAGUGGUGGAUGUCCCAUAUUAUGAGUGGCUGGAUUUGAAGUCUGAAUGGCAGAAAACCGCCUACCUCAAGGACAAGAUGCGAAAAGCAGUGGCUGAGGAGCUGGCCAAGUGACCUUUCCCAUCUGUUCAGACUGCAUCUCAAGACCUGAGGGCUCAGGGACCCAGACCCAGCAGUGAGUGCUGGGCCGGCCAGAGUUGUCACCCAUCAGCGAGAUGAACUCUCUGUAGGACCUUGGCCACAGUAGGGGGUGCUCAGCAGCUCCCAGGGCAGGCGGUCCUAAUAAAUCACUUGUUUUGGUGGA
Molecule: messenger RNA, 2238 nt
Organism: Rattus norvegicus (Norway rat)
Lineage: Eukaryota; Metazoa; Chordata; Mammalia; Rodentia; Muridae
Gene: Tbrg4
Product: transforming growth factor beta regulator 4
Biological process (GO): mitochondrial mRNA processing; regulation of mitochondrial mRNA stability; mRNA metabolic process
Cellular component (GO): mitochondrial matrix; mitochondrion
Source: RefSeq, a predicted model, not a curated record